This is a messenger RNA of Plasmodium yoelii, 2262 nucleotides long. Its product is annotated as conserved Plasmodium protein, unknown function. Gene Ontology annotation, molecular function: ATP binding; ATP hydrolysis activity. The transcript has a single exon. The record is from RefSeq and is a predicted model, not a curated record. The coding region runs from base 1 to 2262 and encodes 753 amino acids. NCBI's taxonomy places the organism in Eukaryota, Apicomplexa, Aconoidasida, Haemosporida, Plasmodiidae.
AUGGUUGAUGGUGAAGUGGGGAAUAUAGGUCCUAGAAAAUGGCCCAUUAUAAAUUAUAAUAAAAAUAGUAUAUUGAAAUUGAUGAAAUUGUUAAAUAACAAAAGAAACAUUUUUAUAUCAAUAGAAUUUUGUCAUAAUAAUUCAUAUGAGGCAUAUGAUGAUAUUAUAAAUUAUAUAAAAGGCACAUUGAAUAUUCCCAUAUGCAUUGUUGACAUAAUAAGUUUAUAUAAUUGUAAGCAUGUAAUAAAAUACAUUAAAGAUAUUUUUUUAGAUUUUAUAAAAUAUAUAAAGGACAAAAAAAUUAUAAAAUCUGUUUUUGUUUUACCAUAUAUCGACCAUUGGGCUUUAUCAUUAAAAGGAGGGGGAAAAGACGGUUUUUUUUUUUUUAGAAAUAGUUUAAAAAGUGGAAAUGAACCAAAUGAGAUAAAUAAUAUAUCUGAUAAUACAUCAGAAAAUGGAUCAAAUAAUGAUAUUUGGAAUAAAAGAAAAAUGAAUAAUAUAAUAUACAAUGCUAAUAUACAAAUAUAUAAUUUGCUUUUUUAUAUGAAAAAUAUAAUAAAAAAAAUGAAUAAAAAAUAUUGUGUUAAACUGGUUAGUUUUCAAGGAACUAAAGACCUAUUCAAUUCGUCUAUGACUAAUUUGUAUGAUUAUAAAAUAAAUGUCUAUGAAUUUGUCAAUACACGUAUUUUGUAUUAUAUACAUAUGAAUAGGGAAAUUUAUUCACUUUACUCGAAAAAUAAGUUAUUUAUAGAUGCUAUAUAUAAUAUCAUUUCUAAUAAAUUAGAUUUUUUAAACAGUUAUCAUUAUUCUAAUAUAGAUAUGUUUAAAUAUUUUUUUAAGUAUUACUAUAAUUUUUAUAAUAAUAACUUAAUUACACAAAGGAGUGAUGGAAAAAAAAACAGAUUGGGUAUAAUACCAAAAAGGGAAAAUAAAACUAAUAAAAGAGCUGAUAAUAUAUAUAUUUCUUCAUACAACCAUUUUAAUGUUUUAAACUUUUUAAUGAAUAAAAAUAAUUUUAAAUGUCUUAAAAAAUACAAAUACUUUUUGCGAACAAAAAAGAAAAGGAAAUAUAACAUUUUUAUAUCUACUAAUAAUGACCAUAAUAAUAAUGUUCUUAAUUAUAUUUGCAAAAUGUUUUAUACUUCAUUUUACAUAAAUGAAUAUGUUGAUACUCUUUUGAAAAGACACACAAAAAUUACAAAACAUUACGUCAGCAGAUUAGAUAGAUUAAAAAACAAUCAAGAAAAACACGAGAUUAAUCAAAGAGAUACCAUCAUAUCCAAAAGUGGAGAUGUGUAUGCACAUGAUACGACUAUAAAUAAAUAUAGUGAAAAGUGGAUAUGUGAUCAUAAUAAAAUUGAUAAUAAUAAGGAUUGUUUACAGAAUACCAAAUCAAACCACUGUUAUAAACAAGUGGGAAAUCUUAAAAAAGCAAUAGCUGAUAAAAUCUAUAAUUUCUCAAGAAAAAAAGAAUUAUCUCAUAUUAGAAAAAAUUUUAUGGUAAAACAAAAAUAUCAAAAUGACACUUAUAAUAUUUACAAGAUCGAAGAAAAUAGUUAUAUAAAAUUUUAUUUUAGUAAAUUCAGAAUCCCUAAUACAUUUUUAAUAUAUGGGCAUAGUGGUGCAGGAAAAACAACUUUAUUAAAAUUUAUUAUUAAAAUAAUUCGUUCGGAUUAUAAAGAUAUACCUUUUCAUGAAAUGCUUAAAUAUGAUGCCGAAUUGUGCGAUAAUUUAAGCUGUAAAAAUAAAGAGAAUGAGAUUGGUACAGCACGAAAUAAAAUAUAUACUGAAGAUAUACAUACUAAUACAAUGAAAUGGAAUAACUCAAUUAAUUCUAACAUGAUUUUUAAAUAUAGUACACUAAUAAAAAAUGCAUUUUAUGGAGAAAAAAAAAAUAUUUUUUAUGAAUAUCAAAAUGUGUCUAUAAUUCAAUUUGAAAGUCAUCUUUUAAUUAACAAGACGAUAGGUGAAAAUAGCAAAUACAUAAAAAGCAUUUUCUUGAGAGCCUUAAAAAAUCAACCCUCGGUAAUAAUAUUCGAUAAUAUAGAUUUGUUUAUUGAAAAAAAUAACAAUUAUAAAUAUUCUGAAGAUGACCAAAAUGACGAUGUUUAUAAAAAUAUUUACAAUCUUCUAAUUUACUAUUUAACUUCUUACAUAAACGGAUCCAAUAGAAUGAAAUUUAUUGCAACAUCGGAAACUCAUCCAAAAUAUUUUAAAUUUUCUUUUUUGAAUUUAAUAGAAAAUAUACUAUUCAUUUCAUAA